Messenger RNA from Trichoderma virens Gv29-8, 1975 nucleotides. RefSeq lists its product as uncharacterized. The record is from RefSeq and is a predicted model, not a curated record. The transcript is spliced from 3 exons. Lineage: Eukaryota; Fungi; Ascomycota; Sordariomycetes; Hypocreales; Hypocreaceae. Bases 183 to 1850 code for a protein of 555 amino acids.
CGUCACUGCUCUUUCGACUUGAUUUAUUCUCUGCUUUGUUUUAUCUUCGAGACAACCUGCUAUUGACUCCUGUACCUCUGUCAAACCUCGGAAUAUUAACACCAACAUAGAGCGUGGGCAGUUGAGCUGCAAAUAAACUCAUCACUGCUUGUGGACACCUCAAAGUUUUACCGUUUUGCAUCAUGUGGCGCCUUCGAGAUGUCCUAAUCGUGGGGCUCGCCGUGUCGGGAGCUGCAGCCAGCAACUGGUUCCCCGGCUCCAAGACGGGCGACGCAGUCUACAACAAGUGGCACGAGACGGAGCUUGAGCGAUGGCUCUCUGACCAGAACAUUCCCUAUCCAUCUCCGGCUGACCGCAAGGACCUGGAGGAUCUCGUUUCGAAGCACUGGAACGACUAUGUUGUGGAGCCGUACAAUAGCUGGGAUGUUUCUCAGCUCAGCGCAUAUUUGCAAUCUCGCGGAAAUGACGUGGUGAAAGAGGCCCAGAAGAACAAGGACAGCUUGCUUUCUCAGGUGAAGUCGAACUGGUAUGAGACUGAAGACUCCACCAACCAAGCAUGGGCCAGUGCCAAGGAUUGGAUUCUUGAUACGUGGACCGAUUCUCAGCUCAAGACCUUUUGCGAUAAGAAUGGAAUUCCAGUGCCUCAGCCGCGUACUCGUGACACUUUGCUUCAACAGGCUCGCCAGGUUUAUGAAACUCUUGCAGAAAAGGCCGGAGAAACCGCUUCCUAUCCUGGUGAUUGGUUGUAUUCUACUUGGUCCACGUCUGACUUGAAGGAAUGGCUGGAUACACACGGCUUCCCUGCUCCACAGCCAUCUGGUCGGGACAAGUUGGUUGCUUCCGUUCGCCGCAACUCUCGCCUUGCCUACCUGAAGGCUCAGAGCGAGGCUGAUAGUGCUGCUGCCAAGAUUCAGGCCGCCUAUACUUACCUCACCGACACCAUCAUUGAGGCCUGGAGUGAGUCCCAGCUCAAGGAGUUUUGCGACAAGAACGGAAUCCCAGUCCCGCAGGGCACCAAGGUCAACGAGCUUCGAGCCCUCGUUCGAAAGCACCGCGCUGAUAUCUUGGGCGAUACCAUUGGUGCUAGUGCCAAGGCGGCCUUUGGCGCUGCCACAUCCAACGCUCAGAAUCAGUAUGCCAGGGCGACCGAUAGCGCUUCGCUUGCCGCUCAGGAUGCUUUCAACCAAGUUGUUAACAAGUGGUCAGAUAGCCGGCUCAAGGCCUAUCUGGAUGCUCGCGGUAUCCCUGUUCCCCAGGCCAGCAAGUCUGACGAGCUCCGAGCUCUUGUUCGAAAGCAUGCACACAAAGCCUCCGCUGGCUGGCAGGCGUGGAACUUUGAUGAUUACAGCUACGAGAAUUUGAAGAAUUAUCUGGCCAAGAACGGUAACGCUGCCGCAAAGGCCGCAGCCAAGAAGAAGGAUGUCACUCGUGAAGAACUUGUCAGCGCUGCCCAAUCUGCCUAUUCAUCUGCUUCAUCCGCCGGUGGCUCUCAAUACGCCUCUGCCACUAGCUACCUUGCCUCUGUGACGGCUGCUGCUAAGCACAACGCGUUCGACACGUGGUCGGAGAGCGAGCUGAAAGCCUAUCUCGACAGCUAUGGAGUCCCAGUUCCCCAAGGAUCCAAGAUUGACGAGCUCAGGGCAGAAGCUCGCAAGCAAUCCACCUACUUUAGAUAUGGAUCUUCUUCUCCUGGAGGAACUGUCUUUGCUAAGCUCGGAGAAACAGCCAGGGACAGCUGGAAUUGGAUCGCUGAACAGCUGCAUCUUGGUAGCGAGGCUGCUAGACAGGAGGCUGCUGAGGCUGAGGCUGCAGCAAAGAAGAAGGGUGAGAAGCUGCGAAAGGAGUUGUAAAGGUGCUCGGGAAUGCACAUUUGCAUUGAUGGUCGGGGAGGAAAGGAGAGGUGCGAUGACGCUGGAGGACGUGGUCGUCGUGUGUACGAUGUAGAGAGAUAGCAUGGAAUUUGCUCGUUUCUUUU